Molecule: messenger RNA, 1301 nt
Organism: Nanorana parkeri
Lineage: Eukaryota; Metazoa; Chordata; Amphibia; Anura; Dicroglossidae
Exons: 2
Coding region: 60-1301 (413 amino acids)
Source: RefSeq, a predicted model, not a curated record
GGGGAUAAAGUUGUCUGGAAGAAGCCGGUAAUCCCAGGCCGGCCCGGCACAUUCAUCCCAUGCAGUGUCCUCUACAGAUGAGUCAGUGCCGGGUGUACCGAGCACUGGAGGCCGGUGAAUGGCCACUGCCCGGCGUGGCCAUGUCGGAUCUGUGCCGCCUUUGCUCCGCCCCUCUCCGCGGGUCGCGUCGCAAGUGGCUGUUUGGUGGCUCUGGGGCUCUCCCCGAUUUAUUCUCGCAAGUCCUCGGGACUCCUGUCCAGCGCAGCCCGCCUGGAACGACUUCCAAAGCGGGCAAAGGCAAGGGUCAGCCGGAAGAUGCCGAGUUCCUGUGCGGAAAAUGCUGCCACACGCUCAGCGUCUACCACCGCUACAACCUGGUGAUGUCCCGAAUGAAAGAGCUCUACGAGCAGAGGUCGGUUCGCCUUUUCAAGGAGCGGCAGAAGCUUUCGUCCACUCUCCGGACCAUCCACGCCAGGGCUUGGGGCCUGCCCCUCCCCGAAUAUCACAGCCAGGAACGCAAUUUGUUUGGCUCUUACAAUGAUCUCCGAUCACCCGGCUACUACAAAUCUCAAAAUAAUUUCCUUUCUCCGGGGUACCAGAAUUCCUUCCCCAGCUCGCCCUUCCCAGAUCGCCCGAGCUCCUUCCAUGGUUCUUUCGGCUCCCUGUCUUCAGGAACCAACUCCAAGUCCUACCAAGAACUUCUGGACCAAGACCGCUCGCGGUGGGCGCAUGAGAGCUGGUGGGAUGCCAACUCGGCAGGCUGCUCACGUUGCGUCAAGGGGGAAAAGUGCCAUUCCUGCUCAUCAUGGAGGGUCUCUGAUGCCAACUAUGAGUCCGUCUGCACCGUACCAAGGAGGAAGAAACAGCACAGUGGAUCGGACGCUGGCAGCACGGGUCUCCAGAGGAGUAAAUCUCUGGGCAGCUUUAAUGACAGCAGCAGCAGCACCAAGGGCUCCUUGUCUUCCUUGUCCACCACCUCUUUGGACUCCUUGUGCUUCACGGGGGAAGAAGAGGCCGGCGUCUUCUGGGAACCCCAUUCGCCUUUCCCGUUAUCUCCACCGGCGUCUCUACACUCCCCCAGGCCCGUGGUGGGAGAAGUUCUGAAAAGCUUAAAGGAGAUCAAAUACAGUCCAGUAAAAACGCCAACGCGAAGCAAAAUACCAGUCAGGGGUCAGCAGAGGGCAAGAGGCGAGCGUGGGGAGCAGCAGAUCCCCAUUCACCAGGGACCACAGGAGCCAGUGGUGGAAGGACUGGGGGAAGACUGGGAUACCUUCAUGGGAGUUGGCCCUGAGGUAAGAUAA